Messenger RNA from Mesorhabditis spiculigera, 240 nucleotides. Lineage: Eukaryota; Metazoa; Nematoda; Chromadorea; Rhabditida; Rhabditidae. The record is from the annotation of a GenBank genome assembly.
AUGGCCGUUUCAGUAGCUUCGGCUGUAAAAACGCCCCGAGACUGGAUCGACCACUAUUAUGAGAAGUUUGAAGCUGGAAUCCCAAAUGGAUCUGAGAAAGAAACUGAAGCGCGAGAUGGACUACUGGCCAAGAUCGAGUGGCUCCAAGAACGAUUCCAACGGCUCGAACAGGUUGGUGCGGAGCAACCUACGGUCUUCGAUACGAUAUCAGCCAUGCGGGCCCGAUUGCCAAAUGUCCUU